Molecule: messenger RNA, 3571 nt
Organism: Poecilia latipinna (sailfin molly)
Lineage: Eukaryota; Metazoa; Chordata; Actinopteri; Cyprinodontiformes; Poeciliidae
Product: tripartite motif-containing protein 16-like
Exons: 3
Coding region: 1-1596 (531 amino acids)
Molecular function (GO): protein binding; zinc ion binding
Source: RefSeq, a predicted model, not a curated record
AUGUCGGGACCUUUACACUACUGCAUGGACUGUAUUAAAGAUCACUGGGAUGGAGAAGAUCAGAGGAGAAAAUACAGCUGCCCUCAAUGCAGGAAAGAGUUCAUACCAAGACCUGCCCUGGAGAAAAACUUCACAUUAGCUGCUUUAGUGGAGGAUGUGAGGAAGCCUGGACUCCGAGCUGCUGCACCUGGUCACUGCUAUGCUGAACCUGAAGAUGUGGCCUGUGAUGUUUGUACUGGGAGGAAGAGAAAAGCUGUCAAGUCCUGUUUAUCAUCUCCAGCUUCCUACUGUAGGAAUCACCUCCAACCUCGCUAUGAUGCUCCGCCAUUAAAAAGACACAAGCUGGUGAAUCCCUCCAGGACUCUCCAGGACAACAUCUGCUCUCGUCAUGAUGAGGUGAUGAAGAUCUUCUGUCGUACUGAUCAGCAGUGUAUCUGUUAUCUCUGCACUAUGGAGGAACAUAAAGGCCAUGAAACAGUCCCAGCUGCAGCAGAAAGAGCUAAGAAGCAGAAGAAGCUCCGGGAGAGUCGACAACAAAUCCAUCAGAGAAUCCAGGACCAAAAGGAAGAUGUGAAGCUGCUUCAACAGGAGGUGGAGGCCAUCAAUCACUCUGCUGAUAAAACAGUGGAGGACAGUGAGAAGAUCUUCACUGAGCUGAUCCGUCUCCUCCAGAAAAGAAGCUCUGAGGUGAAGCAGCAGAUCAGAUCCCAGCAGGAAACUGAAGUGAGUCGAGUCAAAGAUGUUCAGGAGAAGCUGGAGCAGGAGAUCACUGAGCUGAAGAGGAAAGACGCUGAGCUGGAGCAGCUCUCACACACAGAGGAUCACACCCAGUUUCUCCUCAACUACCCCUCACUGCCAGCACUCAGGGAGUCGACACACUCAUCCAGCAUCAACAUCCGUCCUCUGAGACACUUUGAGGACGUGACAGCAGCUGUGACAGAGUCCAGAGACAUAAUACAGGACGUCCUGAGAGACACGUGGAGAAACAUCAAACUGAAGAUCACUGAGGUGGAUGUUUUACUUUCAGGACCAGAACCAGAACCAAAGACCAGACGUGAAUUCCUACGAUAUUACCAAGAACUCAGUCUGGAUCCAAACACAGCACACCUGAAGCUUUUAUUAUGUAAAAAGAACAGAAAAGCUAGAUGUGUAAGACAUCAGCAGUCUUAUCCUGAUCAUCCAGGCAGAUUCUCUGUUCAUAAACAGAUCCUGAGCAGAGAGAAUCUGACCGGACGUUGUUACUAUGAGGUGGAGUGGAGCGGAGGAGGAGUUAAUAUUGCAGUUUCAAACAAAAACAUCAGCAGAUCAGGAAGAUCAAAUGGAUGUUCAUUUGGAUUCAAUGACAAAUCUUGGUCUCUGCGCUGUGACACAAACAGUUGUACAUUUUCGCACAACAAAGUUCAAACUCCAGUACCAGGUCCAGUUUCCUCCAGAAUAGGAGUGUACCUGGACCACAGAGCAGGUAUUCUGUCUUUCUACAGCGUCUCUGAAACCAUGACUCUCCUCCACAGAGUCCAGACCAGAUUCACUCAGCCGCUACAUGCUGGGAUUAGACUUUCUGAAGGAUCCUCUGCUGAGUUUGUUAAACCUAAAUAGUCAGCAGUGAUCUCAGGUUCAGUUCGUUAAUAUGCAUAUUUUAGUUUCAGUUUUUCAGUCUCCUUCAUUGUUGUCAUUUCUUCACUUCUCAGACAUCAGCUGUCGUUAUGGAGAUGUUGUUUGUUUGUUGACAUCCAUUAAUUUCACUCACAAAAGCAAAUUGUCAUGACUUUCAACUGCAUGACAAUAGAUGUUGCCAUCUUAACCCUUGUGUUUACAAAUGGGGUCCAACCGACCCCACGCCCGUGCACAAGCGUUAAAACCUAUCCCUAAUUUUCUGACUGCUUAUCUUUCAUGUAGCUGCAAAAAUUAUAAACUUUGUAGCACUUUUGUAAAUAAUUCAUGUUACAACACAAAUAAAGUAUAAAAAUCAACUUAAGAAAAGCAUUAAAAACACAGAAAGUGACUAUUUGUAUUUUUCUUGAGCUGGAGAAAAACUGAUGAAAAAGAACAGGACAACUAGAUGUAUAGUAUGUAAAUUCAGAUAUUAUCCUUUUAUUCUGAACACAGACUUUCUCUUAAAAGGUUUCUUUUGUAGUAAAGAAAUGUGAACCCUUUUCUGGUCAGUAUGGAUUGAUUUUAAUUGACUAAGCAGAUUAAUUAUUUAUACACAUUUGCUGCAACAUUGCUGUCUGUGUGCCCUAAACACAUCCAAACACACAAGUGCACAAUAUUCUAGUUUUGGGAAGAGAUAGUAGGGCAAACCUUCUGUAGUCGUGCUGAUUGGUGGUGUGCCGUUACAAACCUUGGCCACCAUGGAAAAUAUCUGUAAUUUGGUGCAUCCUGCACUAACGUUUUUCACCUCCUAAGUUUUUCUGACCCACCCAUCUCUUUCUCCUUUCUUUGUGACAUGUUGGUUAAUUUAUCUCUGAGAUGCAUGAGUGACAGGACCCUCUGAGACAUUCUGAGGACGUACUAACACAGCUACAAGACGUCCUGAGAGACACAUGGACAAUCAUCUCAUUGGCAAUAACUGAGGUGGAUGUUCUACUAUCAGGACCAGAGCCAAAGACCAGAUAAUUUUGAUGUAUCACCUUCAUACAUUAAGAACAUCAACAUUGUCAUGAAACCUGAUUGGGACUGACUGAGAUCUUUCCAGGACACACAGAAAACGGGUCACAUAAACCUAGAGGCAAUAAGUAAUCUUGUAUUCUGAUUUAAUGUAGAUUGAAAAUUAUGUAAUCUUUGAUUUAAAUGCACUAUGAAUUGAUGUUGAUUAUGAGUUAUGUGGUUUUGGUUGGAAGGCAAAAAGGAAUCUUGACCUAAGAAUGGGAAAAAUCAUAAAUGGAUAAAAGUAAUGACUACAAGUUAAAAGUCUCUUAUACUGUGUCACAACUAGAGGCCGUUUGAAGUCAAGGGAAGAGUGGUAGCUGCUCGGAGGAGGUUGUGUAAGCAGCUGAUGCAUAAACACCCAAACAUGGAAGGUAUAAAAAUAAUGAGAGAGAAGAACCAGGGGUUCUUUGUCCCGCAGUGUUCGAGUCAAUGCAGGAUCAAUGGAGGGCUGCGCCUUGAAACCUCGGGGAGGUGAAGACAUCGAACUGCUGGAGAAGGGAACAGGAUCCGUUUACCCACAGCCCGGGUUUCUGAUUUGACAACUGCCCUACACUCAACCCAAAGGAUCUCAACUAGGCUGCAGUGGACUUGGUGGAUAGACAAAGAUCACCGAGUGAUAAGGAACUGAGUCCACGGAGGACAAACACCAGUUCAACUUUGGAUCUGUUCUGAGGAGGAUUCUGCCAAGACAGACUCUAACCAAGGAUAUUAAAGUUUUAUGCUGCCAAGAUCAACUCAACAUCUGGGGACGAGUGGAUCUGCAUCCCAAAGCCUCACUUAUUUAGUUCGAUGACACAGGAUAGGGACUGGAGGGAGGUGUGAUUUCUAAUUCCUUGUAUAUUAAUCUCUUGAUUUGUUGAUUGAAGAAGCUGUUUGUCAUUUUCCCCCUGCUAAAGCUUGCUAAUAAAAUAUUAAAGUCUAA